AUGACGCUGGUUGAAAAAUACGCUCUCUUGCCCGAAGAAAUCGACCGGGAGAGCCUGAAAAUGGUCCAGGCCGAUCUGCCCGGGGGGAUCAAUCUGCCGCCGGAGGAGCACUAUGUGCUUUGCCGGAUAGUGAGGGCCGAAGGGGACCCGGCCAUUGCCGAGAUGGUGCGUUUUAGCCCGGGUGCCGUGGCAAGCGGUCUGGCAGCGCUAAAGGCUAAAAUAGAUGUGGUCACCGAUGUACGAAUGGUCGAAAUGGGCAUUUCCAAGGCGCUUUUGAGCCGGCAGCAAGUCGCUACUCGCUGCCUCAUUGACGUGCCUGAAGUGGCUGCCCGCGCCCAAAGGGAAAAGACCACCAGAUCCGUAGCAGCAGUCAGGGAAUUGGCGCCUCAUCUUGAAGGUGCUGUGGUUGCCAUCGGCAACGCUCCCACCGCGCUUUGGCGCUUCUGGACCUGGUAG
This is a messenger RNA of Geodia barretti, 456 nucleotides long. The record is from the annotation of a GenBank genome assembly. Lineage: Eukaryota; Metazoa; Porifera; Demospongiae; Tetractinellida; Geodiidae.